Molecule: messenger RNA, 1131 nt
Organism: Cynara cardunculus var. scolymus (artichoke)
Lineage: Eukaryota; Viridiplantae; Streptophyta; Magnoliopsida; Asterales; Asteraceae
Product: histone-lysine N-methyltransferase EZ1-like
Exons: 10
Coding region: 1-1131 (376 amino acids)
Biological process (GO): chromatin remodeling
Molecular function (GO): histone methyltransferase activity
Source: RefSeq, a predicted model, not a curated record
AUGACAAAUUCUUCACCACCAAAGGUCAAUCCUCUCUCCACCGCCGCUGCCGGCAGAUCGGAGUCUCCAGAUGUUCCUGUGAAUGCAGCACAGCAAGAAGCAGAUGCUACUGAAAUUUCAAUGGUUAUUGAGUCUUUGAAACUGCAAGCUGAUGCUGAUCGUCGUGAGUAUGUAAUGAAAAGGAUGGAAGAGAAUCGAAUUAAAGUAGCUGAAAUCACGAGGAAUCGCCACCAGUUGUCCAUUGAAAGAACAAACCAAAUGAAUAUGAACGGAAAUAAAUUCGACAACUUAUUGUCAAGGAGGCAGCAGGAAGCAAUUGAUAUGCAAAAGCGGGGUGAAAUAAGGUUUGGUGGCAGCAGCAGCUCUCAAGAAGAUGAUCCAGUAAUUCCCCUAGGACCUGGCAUUGUACUCAAUAGUUCUGUUCGGCCAAUCAUUCUUCCAAAAGUUGAGAAACUACCUCGUCAUGUUACAUCUGUUUUCAUUGAUAGAAACCAAAGAAGGAUUUAUGAUGACCACAAUGGCUUCAGUGACGAAGAAGAAGAAGAGAGGGAGUUUGCUGGACCUGAAGAUAACAUCAUCAGAAUGACUGUUGAAGAAGUCGGAGCAUCCGAUACUGUCUUCGAUUUACUGGCUAAGCGCUUGUCUAGAGAACCUUGUGAAGUCAAGGCAAGAUAUGAAGCUCUUGUUAGUAGAAAGAAUGCCACAGAAAGCUCUAAACCCGGAGAGACUGACUCCGCUAUGAACGCGCUUCUUGAUAAACGUCUUGAAGAAGCUCAAGCUCCAUUCGACUACCUGUUUUGUCGCCAAUGCCUGAUAUUUGAUUGUAAGUUUCAUGGCCAUGGACAGGAGCUUGUAUAUCCAGUUGAAAAGGGGACUUGGGACGCCACUGAAGAAGAAACUGUCCCAUGUGGGGAAAAUUGUUACUUUCAUUUUCAGGUGAAAGAAAAUGAGGGUACCUCUGAAAAAAAGGUGACAGAUUUUAAUUCUUGGCGAACUUUGGAGAAGGAUCUUUUUAAAAAAGGGUUGGAGAUAUUUGGCAGGAACAGCUGCUUAAUAGCUAGGAAUCUUCUGGGUGGUCUGAAGACAUGUGCGGAGGUGCAUCAUGUUCUCGAGGAUUAUAAGCCAUCAUAA